AUGGAGAAUGGUGCAUCGUCCGAAGGGAAGGACCCUUCCGCCUUCCUGGGUGAGAUAAUUGGCGCACCUGUAACAGUCAAGCUGAAUUCGGGUGUGGUGUACAAAGGCGAACUCCAGUCAGUAGAUGGCUACAUGAACAUCGCUCUGGAGAAGUCCCAAGAAUAUGUCAGUGGGCAGUUGUCACGCAGCUACGGAGACGCCUUUAUCCGUGGGAAUAACGUGUUAUAUAUUGCUGCGAACUGA
This is a messenger RNA of Aspergillus puulaauensis, 243 nucleotides long. RefSeq names its product U4/U6-U5 snRNP complex subunit LSM6 (gene LSM6). Bases 1 to 243 code for a protein of 80 amino acids. The transcript is spliced from 3 exons. Gene Ontology annotation, cellular component: U4/U6 x U5 tri-snRNP complex; nucleolus; sno(s)RNA-containing ribonucleoprotein complex. The record is from RefSeq and is a predicted model, not a curated record. Gene Ontology annotation, biological process: maturation of SSU-rRNA; mRNA splicing, via spliceosome. Gene Ontology annotation, molecular function: RNA binding. Lineage: Eukaryota; Fungi; Ascomycota; Eurotiomycetes; Eurotiales; Aspergillaceae.